This is a messenger RNA of Clarias gariepinus (North African catfish), 4049 nucleotides long. RefSeq names its product ubiquitin specific peptidase 33 (gene usp33). NCBI's taxonomy places the organism in Eukaryota, Metazoa, Chordata, Actinopteri, Siluriformes, Clariidae. The transcript has 21 exons. The record is from RefSeq and is a predicted model, not a curated record. Gene Ontology annotation, molecular function: zinc ion binding; cysteine-type deubiquitinase activity. The coding region runs from base 868 to 3069 and encodes 733 amino acids. Gene Ontology annotation, biological process: protein deubiquitination.
AGAUUUUAAGGUUUCACACACACUCGGGUAUGGAGAGGUGUAUAGUGGGUGAUGAGUCUCAGACCUGGUGGUUAACAUAGACUUUAGUUUGUCCAUUAACAAACUCACACUGAGCUCAAAGGACGCUAAUGGAUGGGGACGAUCCGGGUGGGGAGUGUGAACAUCGCUGACAGAUGGGUCGCAGGACUGUUGAGGGAUAGGAAUGGGUUGAAAGACCACUGAUGGAUCAGGAUGAGUUGAAUGUUGCUGAUGCUUGUGGAUGAGUUGUAAGAUCAGUAACAGAUAGAAAGGAAUCAGAUAGGGGUUAAGUCUAAGUCUAACUGGCCACUAGGGUUAAAUAACACACAACAAAUAAUAAAACACUGCACCAGUCUUAUUUAAAAAAAACUUACAUUUAGCCUGGUUUGUGCCACAUUGUGAGGCUGACGAAUCUAGGGCCUUUAGCUAGUCUGCAUGUGAAUAUUUCAUAUUCUUUAGAAACAGCUCUCACUUUUUUUUCUUUUUUUUUUGCCCACAAACGGAGGAGGAAGCAGGGAAAAGCUCAUUCACUCCCAUGAAUAAUGGAAUGACUUCUGUACUGCUCUGUGCCCGGUCCUCCUCCUGCUCCUCCUGCUGUCAUACACUUCCACACACACCCAAGUAUUAGAGACGCAGCACAACCUGACAGUGAAUCUGACCACACUGAGGGUUUGGUGUUAUGCCUGUUCUAAGGAAGUCUUCCUGGACAGGAAGCUGGGCCCUGUAACCCCGCCCCCUGGCACUUCCAAACCCAUCUCACCUGUCCCGGUGCUCGGCCAGGAUCCCGAAGUCUCGGACGGCCCCGCGGCUCUGAGAGUGCCACCGUCCGGAGUACCCGAGGAUCUGGAUAUGGAGACAGAAGAAGAAGACGAUCAAAAGACUAGAGGUCUGACCGGACUCAAGAACAUCGGCAACACCUGCUACAUGAACGCAGCACUUCAGGCGCUCUCCAACUGUCCUCCACUCACGCAAUUCUUUAUAGAGUGCGGAGUUCUGGUCCGAACAGACAAGAAGCCGGCGCUGUGUAAGAGCUACCAGAAGCUCAUUACAGACCUGUGGCACAAAAACAGACCCUCCUAUGUCGUCCCAACAAACCUAUUCCAGGGCAUCAAAGCAGUUAAUCCAAUGUUUCGAGGUUACUCCCAACAGGAUUCUCAAGAGUUUUUGCGCUGCCUGAUGGACCAGCUGCACGAGGAGCUCAAGGAGCCAGUAGAAGAUCUCGAGGACCAGAGUCAGACCUCCGGAGAAGAAGAAACCGAGGCUAACGAAGCUAACGAGGUUAACGAAGCUAACGAGUCCAACGAAGCCGAUACACUUAUCUCGGACGAGGAGAAAGGGAGCCGAGCUCGGCAGAGGGAGAAGAACCUCAUCAACGAGCUGCACCGAGUCGGCAUGGACAAGGAUGAGGACACGACGACCAUCGUGAGCAACCAGGGAGCCGUCAAACACAGCAAGGCCGCGGGUCGGUGCUCUGAUGCCAAUCCAGAGAUCCAGAUCAGCAGCACUGGGCGGCCCCAGAGCCCGAGUGCCAGUGAGAACAUCGGGUCCAAACUGUCCAGCAGCCCGCCCAAAUCUACCCCCAUGUGGCCAAACCUUAACCCGGCUCACAAGAAAGUGAGCAUGUUCGCGCCCCCAAAGAGCAAGCGGCAGAGGAAAUACCGCAGCGUCAUCUCUGACGUUUUCGACGGCACCAUCGUCAGCUCGGUGCAGUGCCUGACCUGCGACAGGGUGUCGGUGACUCUGGAGACCUUCCAGGACAUUUCGCUGCCCAUUCCUGGGAAAGAGGACCUAGCCAAGCUCCACUCAGCCACCCAUCAGACGUCGCUGGUGAAGGCGGGCUCGUGCGGCGAGGCUUACGCUCCUCAGGGCUGGAUCGCCUUCGUCCUCGAGUACAUCAAGAGCUGGUUCUGGGGCCCGGUCGUCACACUGCAGGACUGCCUGGCCGCUUUCUUCGCCCGGGAUGAACUCAAAGGAGACAACAUGUACAGCUGUGAAAAGUGUAAGAAGUUGAGAAACGGAGUCAAGUUCUGCAAAGUCCAGAGUUUGCCAGAGAUCUUAUGCAUUCACCUGAAGCGCUUCAGGCACGAGCUGAUGUUCUCCACCAAGAUCAGCACCCAUGUCUCUUUCCCACUGGACGGCCUGGACCUGCAGCCCUUCCUGGCCAAAGACAGCCCGGCUCAGAACACCACCUACGACCUGCUGUCCGUCAUCUGUCACCACGGCACCGCCAGCAGUGGCCACUAUGUGGCGUACUGCCGCAACGACCUGAACAAAUUGUGGUACGAGUUUGACGACCAGAGUGUGACGGAAGUCUCCGAGUCCUGUGUUCAGAAUGCCGAGGCCUACGUGCUCUUCUACAAGAAGAGCAGCGAGGAGGUGCAGAAGGAGAGACAGCGAGUGACAGCUUUGGUCAACAUGAUGGAGCCGAGCCUGCUCCAGUUCUACGUCUCGCGCCAGUGGCUUAAUAAAUUCCGGACUUUUGCAGAACCCGGGCCCAUCUCCAACCACGACUUCUUGUGUGCACACGGAGGUGUGCCGCCCCACAAGGCUUCAUACAUCAAUGACCUGGUGUUCAUGCUGCCCCAAAACGUCUGGGACCAUCUCUACAGCAGGUAUGGCGGAGGGCCAGCAGUCAACCACCUGUACGUCUGCCACACCUGUCAGCUGGACAUUGAGAAGCUGGAGAAACGCCGCAAGAACGAGCUGGACAUGUUCAUACGGCUGAACAAGGCAUUUCAGGAGGAGGAGUCUCCCGUGGUUAUCUACUGUAUUAGCAUGCACUGGUUCCGGGAGUGGGAGGCCUUCAUUAAGGGCAAGGACAACGAUCCUCCAGGACCUAUCGACAACUCGAAGAUUGCUGUGAACAAAAAUGGCCACGUCACUCUCAAGCAAGGUGCUGAUUCGGGGCAGAUCUCGGAGGAGACGUGGAACUUCCUGCACUCGAUUCACGGCGGCGGUCCCGUGGUGGUGGUGCGACCCAGUGUGAGCCACCAGGAACCCGACACCUCUCAGGGUGAGGAGAAGAUCGAGGUGGAGACCCGUGCCCUGUAGGGAAAAGGGAAAAGGCUACGCUACUCACUCGCCUGUCCUUCAUUCCCUGUGUGCAUUCCUAACACAUUACAAGUUAACAAACCUCAUGAAUUACACUUCACGUUUGUAUAUACGUCACCGUUAGCUAGUUGGUUCAACUUGAAGUCGACUGAAAAUUAAAUUCACCCCCGGCCAGGACACGUUUAUCGUCUGACGUUUGCGUGUUUUUCAGUUUUUCGUGCAGCUAAUGAGUAAUACAAGUCUUAUCGCACCACGUUAUACGCAUUCCCAUCACACGCAUAGUAAAUAAUUUUACUGUUGAAGCAAAGAAACAUUUAAAAAUCGCCACCUUAUAACAUUCCACUGUUUAGUUUUGUGUAAAAAAAAAGAUGACUGUAAACUUGACUAGGUUGUAAAUCACUAAGAAGAAAAAAGGUGAUUGAUUAAGGCAGAAAUGUAUAAUUGUUUAAGUAGAUUUCUACUACUUUAACAUUUAAAACAUUAACAUGAAAAAGUGUGCUACAAAAUUUUGUUGAAUUAUUAGCUACAAAAAAAAAGUCAGACAAACAUUGAUGGGAACAAUUUUAGUGUGAAUGUAUAUCUAUUUUAGAUGAACUAUUCAUUUAAAGCAGUGAUAAUUCUCUCAGCUGGACAUGCAUUAAAAAUAAUACUCAGCCGCUGGACAUCACGUUUCAGUGCUGUGUAAUGAAUAUAAUUGCUCACUUCCUGUUCCUUAUUCUGACACGUAUUGCUUCUAACUUCACAAAUACUGUAGAGGAUGUGCCUGAACCUGUGUGUGUGUGUAUAUGACAUCUCUUAUUCAGGUGUGCUAUAAGCUAAGGGGUAAGCAUUUUUCUGAAUGACGUACGUGAUUACUAGGGGAUCGUACCCACCAUAUUUUCCAGAAAAUGAGCUCAUAAUUGUUGUCUUCAUUAAGACCAUGUCAUACACUUUAGACAUAGAAUUGUUUGCUUCUUGCAUGCUAAAUUAAGUGCCCCCCC